This is a messenger RNA of Zonotrichia albicollis (white-throated sparrow), 3316 nucleotides long. RefSeq names its product M-phase phosphoprotein 6 (gene MPHOSPH6). Lineage: Eukaryota; Metazoa; Chordata; Aves; Passeriformes; Passerellidae. Gene Ontology annotation, biological process: maturation of 5.8S rRNA. The record is from RefSeq and is a predicted model, not a curated record.
GGGCUUUUAGUGUUGAGAAAAGAAAGUUUUGGUGUGUUCAUUUUUACCCUAUUUGCAUUGCUGGCUAAGGAAAUCCUAGCCUGAAUGGGGAUUAACAUCUAAUAUUAACCAGCUUUCCCAACUCAUAAAAGCCUGGGAUCUUAGGAACAUCCCGAUGUACUUAUUACCCUUGGAAUUGUGAAUCUCAUGUCACCAGUAUGAAAUUAGUCUCUGCUCACUGGCUAAUGGAUUCUGCUUCACACCGUGUACGUUCUCUGAUUGAUGGUCCUUUAUUGCUGGAAAACAACCAGGAAAAUUCAUGCAAAGGGGUUUGGAUUCACAAACUAAAAAACAACUAGAGGAAGAAGAAAAGAAGAUAAUUAGUGAAGAACACUGGUAUCUUGAUGUACCAGAUCUAAAGGAAAAAGAGAGCUGUAUAAUAGAAGAGAGAAGCUUUCUGCGAUGUGAGGAUCUCGUUUAUGGCAGAAUGUCCUUCAAAGGAUUCAAUCCUGAAAUCGAGAAGUUAAUGAUCCAAAUGAACUCCAAGUGCAAGGAGGAAAAAAUUGAAGAGGAUGAUAAAAUGGAGGCUGAUGUGUCAGAUGAAGAAAUGGCCAGAAGAUAUGAAACAUUAGUGGGAACAAUAGGGAAGAAAUUUUUGAGAAAAAGGGACCAACGUGUACUCAAGGAUGAUGAUGAAGAUGAAGAUGAUGAAGUUGAAGAGGGGAAUAGUAAUGCAAGACCUAGUAAAAGAGCUAAGAAAAUGUUCUUAAAACCUCAGGAUUAAUGUCAACUGCACAAGUGGAGCUUGUUACCUAAUGCCUACCAAACAGAGUACCAAGAACUGGAGAUUGUUUGGAGUUUUUGCUAUUUAAUGUAAAGUGUGGAUUUGUAAAUCUGUUCUAUUCUCAUUGAAAUUUCUACCAUCCACAGGACAGACACUUUCCAAAGUGGGUGUUUAUAUAAUGGAUGUUGUACAUCCUUUCCUCUCUCAGCAGCUUUUCAUGAGUGGGGCGCUCAUCCCAUCAGUCUCUUUAAAUGUUCUGCAUAGUUAAAUUGAGUGUUGCAUGCAAUCAAAAGCAAUGUUAUUUACAGUUUAGGAUAACAUCUGAAAGAAGUAUUUGGAGUAAAGAUGAGCUGUGUCCAAUUCAAUAAGGCAGUUCAGCUUUCACUGCUUGCUUUAUUAUGAAAAUGAAACCUGCGCUCUCUUCAAAUUGAAAAAAGUCAGCAGAAACAUGCUUGGUUUGUGAUCUUUUUUACUGUGCUGAAAAUAAGAUGAGAGAAGAACAGAGAGAUAAAAUCCACUGUAUUGAAUUUUAUUUUUUAUAAAGUUUAUUUAAAAAUAGAGGAUUUUGUAGUGAAACUUUUUUUAUAUACAGCAAGCCAAAUAUUGGGCAACGUUUACAGUUUGACAUCUUAGCAGAUUGUGAAUCUUAGUUUCUGCCUUCCAAAAGAAAUUUGCUAAUUUUGCCUCUUUUUCAGCAAAAAAAUCCAAUCUUAUAAUUAUGUAAGUCUUGUAAUAAAAGCAUAAUAACAGUUUCAGAAACACACUUGAAAGCAGAAUAAAAACUGUGGGGUUUUGUGUUAAUGAUUGUGGAUUAGUUUAUUUAGUGUAAAAAAUUAUGCUUAAUACAGUCUGAUACAAGGAGAGAUCCUGUUUUUGUGCUGGCCACAGAUGUCCCCCAACAUUUAGCUGAGUGCACUGAUUUAUUUAGCAUGUGAUGAAGCCAUCUGAAGUAAUAUUAGGAUAGAAACACAGUUCUCUUUGGUCAGUUGGUGCUCUGGGUUUUUUGAAAAACAUCAGUGUGUUCUUGUCUAAAAUCACAGCAAUUCUUUGUGCACAGCCUUUCAACAAGAAAUAUUGCUGUUGCUACAUUUCCUCAGGAUGCCCAAGCUACUCAUCCUUAAUGCUGGCUUUCUGCAGAAAGGAAUUUGUUAAUUGAAGUGAGGAGUGGUCAUUUUGCCAUGGGCACAAGGCUAUUUUUCUGUCUUUUUUUAACAGCUCAGUGAAACAAGAUGUGAAACUCAAUUAUUUAAAGAAGGACACUGUGUCUGCUGUAUUUUGCUUGUGAUACAUGAACUAUGAUCCAUAUAUCAGGAGCACCUAAUUAGAUAUUCAAGAUGGAUCACACAUGGAAAGAGAAAUAUACUUUUAACCUAGUAAGGGGACUUUGUGCAGGUGGAAAGGCUGUGAUUCAUGAUCUGAGAUAGUUUUUCAGAGCUAAUUAAAUGCUACUGGUUCAAUUACUUAAAACUUGAUCAUAUAUUACUGCUAGCUGAAAAGGAGUUAAUGAUGGCAAGACAUUUUUCUUCCCAUGGAAGAUGUGACCUGAGCUAUGAAAUGAUUUAUUGUUGGUCAUCACAAGAAAAACUUGGAAUACAUCCCAUUAUUCUUCUUGCUUAUUAGUAGGAAAAUGAUUCCUCUGAAUGGAUUUCUUGAAUGGAGAGUGAAUUUCUGCAUAGCUGUGCUGAAUAACUGAGGGGUGAGGUGUGUUCUGGUGAGCCACCAGCAGCCAGGAGAUGUCACUGCAAUUGCAUGUCCUGAGGGGCUGUGGGUUGGGCAAGUGUCCAGUGGUGCCAUGGAAAGAAGCUUUUUGGUUAUUUUGGUAACAGCAGUGGCUGAGAUGGAUUCUAUGUGGAGUCUUCCUUUUUCAGGCUUCUGCAGAGAGCUCUCCUGCAUUGCAGGAUCUGUUCAGUCCAGUGGGGAGUAAUUCUGAUUAAGGGCAUUCUGCCUCCUUAAUUUCACAUCAUUCCCUGAGGGAUAGCUGGACAUGAGAGUGCCACAGUGCAUGGAUAAGCACAUGAGAAGCUAAACAGUUUCCUAGAAAAUCCACGAUUUUGGAAUUGGGACAGAGGAAAGUUGGUUCUGUUUCAACAGAACUGUGUUGAACAAACUGUGAAGAAAAGGUAGAUUUUAGUUUAUUGUCUUUAAAUCUGGGAGCUUUGCUGUUCACAUUCAGCUGGUGGCUCAGUGCUACAGUAAAAUCAGCUACUAUUUUUAGCACAAUCUUUUAUUCAUGGGGCAUUUGCAAAAUAUGCCUUUAAAAGCACCAUCCAUAGUGUGUUUUUGUGAGCAAGACAAAACCAAAACUCAGCCCUGUGUGACUUUUUAAAUAUACUUUAAGUACAGAGUUACAAGCAGACAUGGUGGGAUGUUCUGAAAUACCUGUCUGCAUUUCCAAUGGUAUAAAUACAUUUAUGGAUGGAUUUAAGUCUGACUUGAGCUUCCUACCUGAGGUAGAAACAUUGUGCUGUAUAAAAUCUGUGCUUGAACUACUCUUGACAGAGGUGUAAGCAUAGCAGUGAAAUAUUCAUAAAGCAAACCUGCAUUGAUUAAGAC